Molecule: messenger RNA, 2961 nt
Organism: Penaeus chinensis
Lineage: Eukaryota; Metazoa; Arthropoda; Malacostraca; Decapoda; Penaeidae
Product: heparan sulfate 2-O-sulfotransferase 1-like
Exons: 8
Coding region: 264-1532 (422 amino acids)
Cellular component (GO): membrane
Molecular function (GO): sulfotransferase activity
Source: RefSeq, a predicted model, not a curated record
CCACUUGUCAUCAUCCACAAUCCUGAAAGAAAAAUCAACAAUAUGUAACCGAAUCUGCAAUCUGUGGCUACGAAUGUGAAAUUUUCCUCUGAAAUUAUAGGGAAAAAGUGAGGUCCAAUUCAACACGAAAAUCUAAAUCAUUAAAUUUACCAGAAACGAAAAUAAUUAAACUAAAACUUAAGAAAAAAAAGACGCGACAUUUUUUCAUGCAGUCGUGGUGACCUUUAAUAGUGAAAAAAACAAACAAAACAGAUUAAACAAACAUGCAUUUUACACUGACAUGGCGAAGAUGGAGAAACACCGACAAUGCAAAUGCCAUUAUCGGUAUUGUCAGAUACAUCCCGUACGUCGCGUGUGUGAUCAGCCUGAAGAUCUACGUCAUGAUGCUCCUCGUGCACAAGAGAGACUACGCUCCGGACUAUGCUGACUACGAUGACUAUGCUGCGAGAUUGGGGGGCGAGAGGCAGGCCGCGAGUCGGGUGGACCCCACCACCACCACGACAGCCGAGCCGGAGGACCCUUUUUGGGACGAGAAGCAAAGGAUCCUGUCACGCCUGAACGACACGGUCCUUCAGCCCAGCGCCUUCAACAGGACACCGGACACCAUCUGGCUCUUCUACAACAGGAUUCCUCGCACGGCCGGACAGACGGUGGUGUCCCUUCUGAAGUCCUUGUCGGGAGACCUCGAUUACCAGCAUCAGGAACAUGUUUACAGGACGCCUUGGCAACGUCUGAUGAGCGAAGAGGAACAGAAGAAUUUAGCCACGUGGUUCGAGUACAACUUUUGGCCCAAAACCUACGACCGAUUUUCUCUCUUCAUCAACUUUACGGAGCAUCGUAGCCCGUACGUGAAACUUCGCCCGGCCUACAUGACCUUGGCGCGCGACCCGGUGGACAAGUUCAUCUCGUAUUUCCGCUUCAAACGCGUCGACAGCGAACGAGUCAAGACCGAAAUGUCGGCGAGGGAGCGACAGCAGCCGGGGACAGGACGCAAGUGGUACUGGAAGAAACUCGAGGACUGUGUACUGAAGGAGGACCCAGAGUGUGAAUUUCGAGAAGGAUCUGAGACCUACAUCUCGGCUAUUCCUUUCCUGUGUGGACAGCAUGACUAUUGCCUGAAACACGGUAAUUUGUGGGCUCUACAGAAGGCGAAAUUCCACGCAGAAUAUGAAUACUCCGUCAUCGGCCUGGUGGAGCACUGGAACACAACACUGGCGGUCCUCGAGCAUUUCCUGCCCAGCUUCUUCCAGGGCGUUCAACAGCGCUACUGGGAAGCAGGCUUCCAGGACAAACGUACCGUCAACAAGAAUCCAAAGAAGUACAAGCCAGUCUCUGAAACAGUCCUCAAGAUCCUCAAGGACAAGAUGGCCCUCGAAUAUGAGCUUUACGAGUUCCUCAAGCAGAGGCUUCACCAGCAGUUCGACAGUAUUGCUGAUCUCCUCAAGCUGCCGACAACAAAGAUUCAUUCCAGGUCGACGGAAAAGGCAGCCUUGAGCUCAUGGGAUAGAAUGGAUAUAGAGCUCAGGCAUUAGGCUUUUUAAAUCCAGGGGACCAUCGACAUUCACUAGAUUUAGGAAUAACACAGUCAUGGGUUUUGCCUCUCAUUCCAUUGCCCUUCAGGCUUUCAUGCUUUCAUGCAAUCCAUACUUCCUGCUUCUAAAAAAUGUAUUUCUAUAAACUGCUCUGAGUAUCCGUCCAAAGUAAUAAUUAAUUACUCAAAUACUGAACAAAAUAUGGGAAUCAAGCAUUUCCAGGCUGCAGAUAUGGGGGUUAACAGAUCUUGGUUCUUCAGGUAUGUUUUAAACUGAGAACUGCCCAGUUAACAAAUACAGCCAUCCUUACAGUAUGCAAUAAAUUAUAAAAAUGAUAAAAAUGCAAUUUCCAUAGAGCAAUUUUUGCACUUAUAAACAAGACAAGAUAUCAGAUAAUCUCAUGACACAGUACCUCUUGCAAAGAGCAAAAAACUGUUUAAUAACACUUUUGACAGAAGAAAGCAGAAUAAGAGUAUGUAACUUCAUGAAGAAAGCAAACACUAUGGUAUUCAUCCAAACUUCAAGAUCAUAUUAAAGAAGAACUUCAACAAGUAGAAAAAUACAACUAUUUUGGCUGCAUCUUAACCUAAAACUGCAGAUGCAAUAAUAAAACAAAAAUAAAUAUUACCAUAGCAAAAAAAACAUUUACAGAAAUAUCAAGCAUCCUCACAAAUAAAAUGCCUUCAAAAGAAACCAUUAGAGCCAUUAGAUACAUAAAAUCUACCUUGACAUACAGAUACAAAUCUUGAACAUCAAGCGAGUAAAGUACAAAUUGCCUGGAAGCGAUGGAGUUCUAUAUUCAUCACAAAAUGAACAAAAUGCCAUGGACGGAUAAAUUGCACUUGGAGAAAGGAGAAGCCCUAUAAGAACAAUCCACCAAAGACAAUUCCAUAGAAGAAAUAGGUCAAGGAGGAAGAGGGGCAGGUCAAAGAGGAAAAGGAAGACAGAAACAGGAACUCAUACAGCGUCUGGUAUUCAGGAAAGGCUUGCGAAGGCUGAGAGUUGCUGCAGCUGGCGAGGGACUUUUCCCAAAGACACGGUCGCCAAUGUCAUACUGAUAUGUCAGCACUUCAAGAAGAUACAUACACUUGGGCUUUAACAUUCACCUCCAAAUGCCCUUAAAUAAGUGGUGGUUGUUGCACUCAGUUGCACUUGUUGGUUUACAGAAAGCACAAAUAAAUAGCCGAUUAUUUUUCCUAUAGCCAAGAUUCAAGUAUUUGUAUCAUCAAGAAGUCUUAGAAGUAAUCUAUAAAUAUUUUUAUAGAAGUACAGAGAAAUUCUAUUAUUCAAGUUUCUUUGAGUCAUUACUUGUUAUCUUAUAAAAAAAAUAAUCAUACCAGUGUAUUAUAUCCGUGUAUGUAUAAUGCCACAUGCAUUUUCUUUUGUAAAUAUAUUUAUACGCUCUCAUUAAAAUAAACCAUCUUACAAA